Messenger RNA from Macrosiphum euphorbiae (potato aphid), 1278 nucleotides. Lineage: Eukaryota; Metazoa; Arthropoda; Insecta; Hemiptera; Aphididae. The record is from the annotation of a GenBank genome assembly.
AUGAGCGGAAGGCCCAGGACCACUUCCUUUGCUGAAGGAAAUAAGACUUCUCCUAAUCCUCCUUUGGGCGGAAUUAAAGUCAUAAGUAAAGAUGGCAGUAAAGUCACUACAGUUGUGGCAAAUCCCUGCCAGGGACCAGAUCGACCCUUGGAGGUGUCGUAUACAGACACAAUGGUGAUCGGCAAUGGAAGUUUUGGUGUUGUAUACCAAGCCAAAUUAUGUGAUACAGGAGAAAUGGUUGCUAUUAAAAAAGUUCUUCAAGAUAAAAGAUUUAAAAACCGUGAAUUACAAAUAAUGAAACGCCUAGAUCAUUGUAACAUAGUGAAAUUGAAAUUCUUCUUUUAUUCAAGUGGUGACAAGAAGGAUGAAGUUUAUCUAAAUUUAGUUUUGGAAUAUAUACCAGAUACUGUAUAUAAAGUUGCUCGUCAUUAUAGCAAAUUAAGGCAAACAAUUCCGAUUAACUACAUAAAGCUGUACAUGUACCAGUUAUUCCGAAGCUUGGCUUAUAUUCACUCAUUAGGCAUAUGCCAUCGUGAUAUUAAGCCUCAAAAUUUGUUAUUAAACCCUGAAACAGGGGUAUUGAAAUUGUGCGAUUUUGGCAGUGCUAAGACUCUUAUCAAGGGUGAACCUAAUGUAUCCUACAUAUGUUCAAGAUACUACCGAGCACCUGAACUGAUAUUCGGUGCUAUAGAUUACACUACAAAAAUUGAUGUAUGGAGUGCUGGUUGUGUAUUAGCAGAACUUAUGUUAGGUCAGCCAAUCUUCCCAGGAGACUCUGGUGUUGAUCAAUUAGUGGAAAUUAUAAAAGUCCUUGGCACACCAACAAGAGAACAGAUUAGAGAAAUGAAUCCCAACUAUACAGAAUUCAAAUUCCCACAGAUCAAAUCUCAUCCUUGGUCAAAGGUUUUCCGUAUGCGGACACCAGCAGAAGCUGUAGAAUUGGUGUCGGUGUUACUUGAAUACACUCCAUCACUUAGGGUGUCUCCAUUACAAGCAUGUGCUCAUGCAUUUUUUGAUGAGCUAAGAGAUCCGCUCCAUAGAUUACCAAAUGGACGAUCAUUACCUCCACUUUUCAAUUUUACACAAUUAGAAUUGAGUGCAGCUGGGUCUUUGAAAUCUGCUUUGAUACCCAAGCAUUUAAAAGAUUCUGUAGGAAGCGGAAAUGAAGCAUCUGCAGCUAGUGGUGGUCCAUCUACUCCAGAGAAUAUUAAUCCAGACAGUCCAAAUCACCCUUCUUCAUCGACUACUUCCAGGCAACCUUCAAAUGAAAUAGUUUAA